CCCGAAGGUCGCCAGGCGGAAGGAUGCAGGCGCUCACUCUUGCCCGGCCCGCUGCGGCCUUCACGGCCAGCCGCCAGGCCGCCCGCCGGGUGGUCCUGUGCGCCGCCCAGCCCAAGCAGGCGCCCGUCAAGCUUGAGCUGCCCGCCAUUGUGAAGCCGGCCGCCCUGACCGCGCUGUCCAACGUCAUCCUGUCCAUGCCCGCCCAUGCCGAGGCCGGCAAGAUUUUCGACUUCAACUUCACCCUGCCCAUCAUGGUGGGCGAGUUCCUGCUGCUGAUGGUGUUCCUGGACAAGUUUUGGUUUGGGCCCGUGGGCGCCGUGCUGGACGCGCGUGACGCGGAGCUGCGCGGCAAGCUGGGCCUGGUGAAGGGCAACGGCGCAGAGAUUGCGCGGCUGCAGGAGGAGGCGCAGCGCAUCAUCACCGACGCGCACGCCGCCGCGCAGAAGCAGGUGGCGGAGGCCAAGGCGGUCGUGUCGGCCGAGUGCGCCAAGGAGCUGGCGGAGGCCAAGGCGAAGGUGGAUGCCGAGCUGUCUCGCGCGCUGGCGACGCUGGAGGCGGAGAAGGCGGCGGCCAUGAAGGGCCUGGAUGCGCAGGUGGACAAGCUGUCUGCCGACAUUCUGGGGCGGGUGCUGCCAGAGGGCGUGCGCGUGUAGGCGCGCCCGACCCAGCAGCCGCGGCGGCGGCGGCGGCGAGCC
Chlorella variabilis is the source of this 695-nucleotide messenger RNA. RefSeq lists its product as hypothetical. Bases 24 to 653 code for a protein of 209 amino acids. The record is from RefSeq and is a predicted model, not a curated record. The transcript has 5 exons. NCBI's taxonomy places the organism in Eukaryota, Viridiplantae, Chlorophyta, Trebouxiophyceae, Chlorellales, Chlorellaceae. Gene Ontology annotation, biological process: proton motive force-driven ATP synthesis. Gene Ontology annotation, molecular function: proton transmembrane transporter activity.